AUGGAUGUCACUUCUCUAGCAACCAUAGGCCGGCGAGCAGACAGAUCACACUCCUACUAUCUUGACCACGGUCAACAACCAAACCGAUGGGUCAUCAGGGAAGGAAGCUCAUACGACCACGUCAGCUGCUACAGAGAAGAAGAGGUAGCCUUGUCAGGAGGAGCACGAGGAGUUGGAUGCAGAAUAAAGAGAGCAAGAGCGACUAAGCUUGAAGGAUUACUUUGA
This is a messenger RNA of Prunus armeniaca (apricot), 225 nucleotides long. Lineage: Eukaryota; Viridiplantae; Streptophyta; Magnoliopsida; Rosales; Rosaceae. The record is from the annotation of a GenBank genome assembly.